AUGUUGCCCUACGUAGAUGCCUUGUUUGGAUAUCCUGCUCGCCUCACAGGCGCAUCCGUCGAUGAGCUCAAACUGAUCGGCUCGUUCCUAAUUUCUUACCCACUCGCCGCGAUCCUGAAGCGCAUCCCCGACGCUCAACCCGGAAAAAAGAGCGCGUUUAUUAUCGGCGUCUCGCUCUUCUACAUUGUCGGCCUAUUCGACCUUUGGGAUGGACUUCGCACUCUUCUCUACAGUGCUGCAGGCACUUAUGCCAUCGCAUACUAUGUGGACGGGUCCUUGAUGCCCUGGAUUGGCUUCCUCUUCCUCAUGGGUCACAUGUCGAUCAAUCACAUCUACCGCCAAAUUGCCGAUGAUAAUCAGGUGGUUGACAUCACGGGAGCCCAAAUGGUCAUGGUCAUGAAACUCUCCUCUUUCUGCUGGAAUAUUCAUGACGGCCGUAAAUCUCAAGAUGGACUGUCUGAUGCGCAGAAGUACUCGGCGAUUACAGAAUUCCCCAGUAUCGUCAACUACCUGAGCUAUGUCUUCUUCUUCCCCUCUCUUUUUGCCGGCCCUUCGUUUGAGUAUGUUGACUAUCGUCGCUGGCUCGACACCACUCUCUUCGACAUCCCCCCUGACACCGAUCCGUCCAAGGCGCCUCCUACAAGAAAGAAGCGCAAAAUUCCCCGCAGUGGAACACCCGCCGCAAAGAAACUUGUUGUUGGUCUGGUCUGGAUCUUCGUAUUCCUGCAACUGAGCGGAUCUUUCACCACGGAAUUCGUGCUGUCCGAUGCUUUUCUCGAAUUCGGCUUCCUGCGCCGCGUGUUUACUGUCUACAUGCUCGGCUUCGCCACCCGCUUCAAGUAUUAUGGUGUCUGGUCUCUCACUGAGGGCGCCUGUAUCCUUUCCGGUAUGGGAUACAAUGGAUUCGACAACAAGUCCGGCAAAGUCUUCUGGAAUCGCCUCGAGAACGUCGAUCCUUGGAGUCUGGAAACCGCCCAGAACUCACACGCUUACCUCGGCAGCUGGAACAAAAACACCAACCACUGGCUCCGCAACUACGUUUACCUGCGUGUCACUCCCAAGGGCAAGAAACCUGGUUUCCGUGCUAGCAUGGCUACAUUUGCCACCAGUGCGCUGUGGCAUGGUUUCUAUCCGGGAUAUUACAUGACCUUCGUUCUCGGAUCAUUCAUCCAAACCGUUGCAAAGAACUUCCGUCGCUACGUCCGCCCCUUCUUCCUCACACCCGAUGGAGCCAAGCCCAUGCCAUACAAGCGGUACUACGACUUACUCAGCUGGCUCGUAACUCAACUCACCCUCGGUUUCGCGGUGAUACCCUUCAUCGUCCUCAGCUUCGACGGCUCAAUGGCUGUCUGGUCGCGCGUCUAUUACUACGGCAUCGUAAACAUCAUCGUUUCAAUGGCCCUCUUCGCUUCUCCAGCCAAGGCUUACCUCCUCGGUCGACUCAAGCGUCGCAAUCGCCCUCAUAUGACUCGCAACUUUAGCCAGGAAACAGUCCGUCCCCCAACGCUGGGCCUACCCAAUGAUCCUGAGCGUGACUUCGACGAAGCCGUACAGGAGAUCAUUGGCGAAAUUGAGUCUCGUCGCCGCCGUGGAAGUGUCGUUACCAUGCCUUCUGGCGAAGAGCUGAAAAUUGCUGUCGAGCAGAAGAUCGGGCGUAAGCUGUGA
Messenger RNA from Penicillium waksmanii, 1665 nucleotides. Its product is annotated as lysophospholipid acyltransferase. The transcript has 4 exons. Bases 1 to 1665 code for a protein of 554 amino acids. The record is from RefSeq and is a predicted model, not a curated record. Gene Ontology annotation, molecular function: 1-acylglycerophosphocholine O-acyltransferase activity; 1-acylglycerol-3-phosphate O-acyltransferase activity. Gene Ontology annotation, biological process: lipid modification; glycerophospholipid biosynthetic process. NCBI's taxonomy places the organism in Eukaryota, Fungi, Ascomycota, Eurotiomycetes, Eurotiales, Aspergillaceae. Gene Ontology annotation, cellular component: endoplasmic reticulum; membrane.